AUGGUAACGCAGGAGCUGGCGGUGAAGAAGAUGAAGAAGAACUAGGCCUCUGUUGUGUUUGUUUCGGUCGGAGGACACUUUUAGGGCCUUUGGGCUCCUGAGGGGAAAUUUGCCCUUGUGACGCUUCGCCAUCAUGGACCUAAGCCUGAACAGAGUGGAUUAUCUCCAGGGUGGUGUGACUUCUCAGAAGACCAUGAAGUUGCUCCCAGCUUCAGGACGCAAGGCAUCACAGAAGGUUGUCAUUGGAGAUCUUGAUGGUGUUAUUACUUGUUUUGGUAUCAGAAAAGGAGAAUCUGUGCCGGUAUUCAAGACCUUGCCAGGGGAAAAGAUUGCCAGGCUAGAACUGGGAGGUGCACUUAAUACACUCCAGGAGAAGAUUUUUGUUGCUGCAGGAUCCGAGGUUAGAGGAUUCACAAAGAAAGGGAAACAGUUCCUUUCAUUUAAUACAAACCUCACUGAGAACAUCAAAGCUAUGCAUAUUUCUGGAUCAGAUCUUUUUCUUGGUGCAAGCUAUAUCUAUAACCAUUACUGUGACUGUAAGGACCAACACUACUACUUAUCAGGAGAUAAAAUCAAUGAUGUUAUCUGUCUUCCAGUAGAGAAACUUUCUUGCAUUACUCCCAUAUUGGCAUGCCAAGACAGAGUUCUUAGAGUUUUGCAGGGGUCAGAUUUGCUAUAUGAAAUGGAAGUUCCUGGUCCACCCGCUGUUUUGGCUUUGAAGGAUGGAAAUGGAGGUGACUCUGGCGAAGAGGUUCUAUUUGGAACAUCUGAUGGUAAAAUUGGUCUGAUACAGAUCACUGGUGUUUCUCCAGUAGAAAAAUGGAAAAUUGGUAAUGAGAAAAAAAGAGGAGGGGUCUUAUGUAUGGACAGCUUUGACAUUUUGGGAGAUGGAGUUAAGGAAUUGCUUAUUGGUCGAGAUGAUGGAAUGCUAGAAGUCUAUAACUUUGAAAAUUCAAGGAGCCCUGUUCUCAAAUAUGAAUAUGCCUUUUCAGAAAGUGUCACAUCUGUCCAAGGUGGCUGUGUGGGGAAAGAAGGCUAUGAUGAGAUAAUAACAGCAACAUAUUCAGGGUGGGUGUCAGGAUUAACUACAGAGCCGAUUCAUCGAGAGUGUGGAUCAGGGGAUGGAUUAAAGCUAUCUCAUGACAUGCAGAACAAGGUUUUAUCGUUAAGGAAUGAUUUGGAACAGUUACAGAACAAGGUGCUUCGAGAACGUGAAAAAUACCAGCAAUCUUCUCUUUCCAGCACUGCUGUGUCAGCAGUCCCAACAUUUAGUAUAAAUGAUAAAUUUACACUAAAUAGAGAUGAUGCCAGCUACAGCCUUGUUUUAGAGGUCCAGGCAGCAAUUGAUACUAUCUUGUUACAGUGUGAUGUUCCAAUAGACCUAAAGGAUGUGGAUAAAAAUUCAGCUGUGGUUAGUGUUGUUGAUUGUGAAUCAGAGCCCAAUGGCAACUUCCUCCUUGCCACAUAUCGGUGUCAUGCAAAUACUACAAGGCUUGAACUCAAGAUUCUAUCAAUUGAAGGUCGGUAUGGGACAUUGCAAGCGUAUGUAACACCAAGAGUUCAACCAAAAACCUGUCAAGUUCGACAAUAUCAAAUUAAGCCACUUUCACUUCAUCAAAGGACACAUUGUAUUGAUCGUGACAGACCCAUGAAUACACUAACCCUUAAAGGCCAGUUCAGCUUUGCUGAAGUUCACUCCUGGGUUGUGUUUUGCUUGCCUGAAGUUCCUGAAAAGACACCAGUGGGAGAGAGUGUCAGCUUCUACUUUCAGAACACAUUUUUGGAUACACAGCUUGAAUGUACUUACCGAAAAGGGGAAGGAUACUUCAAAUCUGACAAUAUAUCAACAAUAUCUAUUCUAAAAGAUGUGCUGUCUAAAGAAGCCACUAAAAGGAAAAUUAAUCUCAAUAUAUCAUGUGAUAUAAAUGAGAUAUCUGUGAACCACACCUUGAAGUUAAUUCAUCCAAAAUUAGAAUACCAGCUGAUGUUGGCUAAAAAAGUGGAACUAAUAGAUGCUUUAAAAGAGUUACAGGUGCAUGAAGGCAAUACAGACUUCCUGAUUCCAGAGUACCGCAGCAUUUUGGAGGAGGCUGAGCAGCUUCUCCAAGAGCACAAGAAACAACCUACAUCACUAGAAAGACUUUAUGGUAUGAUUACCGAUCUGUUCAUCGAUAAAUUUAAAUUCAAAGGUACUAAUGUGAAAACCAAAGUUCCUCUUCUCCUGGAAAUUUUGGGAAGCUAUGAUCAAAGCACACUGCUUGCCUUUUUUGAUAGUGCUUCAUGAACUGGAAGGACAGAAACAACUAUGAAAUCUCUCUAAAGUGAAUGUAGAAGAUGAAGAUAGCAACACCAAAUCUUUGUUUACAGGAUUUUAAAUGUAAUGCCUUUUUUAUUUGUACUGAAUGAAGUAUAUCUAAGGAAGGUCUCUAUUUACAUUUAUUAGGCAUUUUUUUAAGGAAAACCCCAACCACUGACUGAUGCCAGUUAUCACAUCCCAUACAUGAAAUUGUAUAUGGGAUUUGUAGCUUAAUGAUGAUUGGUAGGACUAGAAGACUGUUCGUGAAAUCUAACAUAUAUAUAUUCUUAAUAUAUUUUAUGCCACAUUAUUUAGAGAAGAAAGUGGAUAACAUUCCCAGUUCAUUAGCUUUUAAAGAAUCUGAUUUUGGAUUCUGAUUUAUCCUUGGAAGCUGGAAGAUUUUGAGUCUGCGGGUUACAUACAGUACUUUCUGUAUAAGACAAAGCUGUAUUUUGAAUCUCACUGUGUUUACUGGCCACAAAGGCAUGGCAUAUUCUGUGCACCAUUCUUGCCCAGUAUAGGACAUUGAGGAAAUGCAUAGUUCUGAAAAUCACAGAAUAGAAGGACAUACUGUAAAUAUCCACACACACUCCCUAUCUAUUGAAACACUAUUAGUGCCCAUCAGCUAUGAGCUGGUGUGGCAGCAGAGCCCCACAUUAGCCAGUCACUGAAAAAGGCAGUCUGUUCUUGGUAAUAUGGCAAGUCCCCUCCCAGAUCCAAGAUACAGUCUGUCAGGAGCUGUCUAUAUAUAGCACUAUCUUAUUGAUUAAAGAUAAUUACAUAUGUAAAUAGGAAAGAAGUAAUUUAUUAGAAAUAUGACUGGUUUUGUGCUUAUUCAGAAUCUAUUUGAUAAAUAAAAUUUUGAAAUCGUG
Sceloporus undulatus (fence lizard) is the source of this 3168-nucleotide messenger RNA. It is a transcript of the gene BBS7, whose product is annotated as Bardet-Biedl syndrome 7. Lineage: Eukaryota; Metazoa; Chordata; Lepidosauria; Squamata; Phrynosomatidae. Gene Ontology annotation, biological process: intracellular protein localization; intracellular transport; non-motile cilium assembly. Bases 134 to 2284 code for a protein of 716 amino acids. Gene Ontology annotation, molecular function: protein binding. The transcript is spliced from 19 exons. The record is from RefSeq and is a predicted model, not a curated record. Gene Ontology annotation, cellular component: neuron projection; BBSome; membrane.